Macrosiphum euphorbiae (potato aphid) is the source of this 1263-nucleotide messenger RNA. The record is from the annotation of a GenBank genome assembly. Lineage: Eukaryota; Metazoa; Arthropoda; Insecta; Hemiptera; Aphididae.
AUGAGAAACUUCUUUGGUGAAUUGCAAUCAUUAAUAAGUUAUAUGAGAGCAAGGAAACGUACUGCUAUAUUUAAAGAACAACAAAUAAAAAUUUAUCCUGAUCAAAGAGUCUGUCGCAUUAAAAAUUUUUCUACAACUCGAUGGACUUCCCAUGAUCGAGCAAUUUCUAUUAUUCACGAUAAAUAUGAAGCACUAUUGAUGACUUUAGAAGAAUUAACCAAUUCACCAGAUCGAGAUUGCUCUUCAACAGCUAAAAACUUACAUACCAUCAUAUCUUCAUUUACAUUUGUCCUAAAUCUUAAGUUAAUGAAAAAAAUAUUUUUUUACACCACUCCAUUAUCAGUCUACCUUCAAUCACCAGCAAUUGAUUUUAUCCAGGCUUUAACUAUGGUAGAUAAUGUGAGUAAACAAAUUAAAAAGUUAAGGACAAAUCAUGAGGCUGAAAAUUUAUUGAAUGAAGCCAAAACAUUUGCAAGUGACAAGGGUCUUACUGAAAGCUGUUUGCCAGAUGUACGUGUCCGACGUAGAAAAAUAAUGCCUGGUGAAGCACCAACAGAAUAUUUAAUUGUAAAUCCGUUAGACAAAUUCAGAACAGAAGUUUAUUUUGUUAUUUUAGAUCAAAUUACAAAUUCUAUCUUUAUGAGAUUUGACGGGGCUCGAAAUAUAUUAAAAGACUUUUCGAUUCUUUCCUAUGGCCGUCUUAUGGCUACAAGUAAUGGAGAACCUAUUCCCAAUGAUUUAUUUGAAACACUGGUGCAAUGGAUUCCAAAUUUACAACUUGAAGAAUUGAAAAAUGAAUAUUUAAUAUUUGCUUCAAGUUUUAAAAAUCUGCAAUCCAAUUUGAAUCUUACAUCAUUAUCCAAUCCUGAUAAUGAAAUAAGUAUUACUGAAGAAAAUACAGAUACAUGUGAUUCUGAUAGUAGUUCUAAUAGUAAUACAUUAACAAAAAUUGCUGAAAAAAAUCUUACAUCAAUACAAAUUUUAAAAUUAAUUAGCUCAUACGGGUUAUGUGCAGCAUUCCCUAAUUUGUUUGUUGCUUACAAGUAUUUAUGUACCAUUCCAGCCACUUCUGUCUCAAGUGAACGAUCAUUCUCAGAGCUUCAGCUCAUCAAAACUCGUUUACGCUCCACUAUGCAGCAAAAUCGUUUAGAAAGCUUACUUUUACUAUCAUGUGAGAGGGACAUUUAUAUAGAUCUGGAAGAGGCUAUAAAUAAAUAUGCAUUUACUUCAAAUGUUUUGAAUAAAUUAUUAUUAUUUAAAUAA